AUGGCCACCUCCAUGAACCCCGUCGACCUAUACCACGAUCCGGCCCUCGACUCCUUGAUCACUCACAGUACCGUGCGCAGCAGACAAAAUAAUCGUCGUUACAGUGGUGGGCAGGGCAGGCGCCCAAUAUCGCAGAACUUUGAAAAUGCAGAACAACCCCUUCCUGCUGCGCCCGAAGUGCCUCGCGGGCCGCCCAUCUCCUAUCGAGGCUUUGGCCAGAGUACGGAUCCCGGCCUGCAGCGUUCCUUCUCCCAAAGAGCCAAGGGCAGACCGUUCCACAGAGAAGCAUUUGCAGACUUGGAGGACGAAUACCCGGAGGAAAGUACGAAACCUAAGCAGCGCAUAGUAUCUGAGCCAGUACGCCGGGAAGCUAUGCCCACCGUCUCUCGAAAGCCAGCCCCGCCCGAUGGUUUGCGACUGAAGACGGUGGAUCUCAAUGGCUCGAGUGCUACGAAAAUACCGGGAAGGGACAUUGAGUCAGCUCGAGAGCUGUCUCACACUGAGCCAAGGUCCAGUCAACAGCCUCGUCGGGCGUCUGACACUCCCCGACGUGUCGAAGAGCCAGCAUCAGCUGUCAGCAGAUCAAGCGCGUUCCGAGAUGAAGCUCACAGAAGGGAUUGGGCCCCAGACCGCUCCCCUUUGCAAAAGCUGGAGGUCACUCUGAAUGAUAUUAGCAAGGAAGAAAAGCGCGCGAGGGUCCAGGAAGCCGAAAUGCUACUGCGAGAACGCGAGUCAAACCCGGCUCGAAAGACUGUUGAAACCCCUCGAGAACCUGGUCCGGUGUCCAUUCCCGCUGCUUCUGCUAGCCUGUCUGCCCCGAAACGAGAGCGAGCAACUGAUCAGGAAGUACCAACCUUGGAAGAUGCAGGUUUGGUUCGAAAUCUGAGCAACACUCACCGACAACGUCUGCAACAUAGCACAACUGUGGACAGCCAUCGACCUGACGUACGAAGCCUCUCCGGAGAAGGUCACCCGGGUUUUGAGUAUACGAUCUCCAGCCCACCACAACCGGCUCCUGUCAGUUCACGGCGUCAGUCAAGCAGCAAGUAUCGGCGAGUCAGUGAGUCUAGUCAGGAUGGUCCGCUCGACUCACCUCGCGCAAUGACUGAGGAAGCUGCUGUCAAAUCGGACAGAGUUCGAUCUGGAAAACAGCGUGAAGUUCAACCGAUGGGCGCAGAGGUCGAGGCUUUGGACGGGCAGUCGCGGGCUCGCGCCACCGAAGCCCAAGCGCCCACGAUUCCGGGUCGGGACGACUUUUUAGAGCGGCAGAGGAACGCAUCUCAUAAAGCAGCACUGGAGAAACUCACUGGAGUGUCAGAUCCCGCAAAACUUGGGCGAGGUGGCUCAGGGAGACUUCGGAAAGCUCCACCAAGAGAUGUGGAUGAAAAGCCCGCCUCUGCCGCCAGGAUCCCAAGCAGAAUACCCGUGCCGACUUCAACAACCACCACCCAAGCUCACAGACAAGAACAGUACAAGCAAGCUGCCGCUGAAAUGAAAAAUGAAGUGCAGCAGGUACAACAGCAGCCACAGACACCACCGAUUGGCCUUGGGCUCCAAUCAUCUCCCCACCCAAGCAGUCCCCAGUCCCCUCCAGCGAAGCCGAUAGAUGUGAUGCGUCAGAGACAACGAAAGUCCAGUGUGUCCUUCAAAGAGCCACUCAACAAUCGACCUGUCGACGAAUGGAAAGAAGCCGGGACAGCAAGGCUUACAGCGAUCGACUUUUCUACCGAACCCAUCGCUCCAGCGGACAAAGGCAAAGCCUGGUGGGAACAAGGUGGCACUUCAUCAGGCCGCAGACGCAGGAGUUCAACGAAGGCGGCCGAUCAACCUGCUGCUGGAGAUCAUAUCGACGAUAGAACUGCCGAGUUCAAGCCACGUCUUUAUCUGCGGUGCGGGCCUUUACUUCGCUACAAGGGCAUGAGAAGACAGAAAAAUGAAAAGGGAGAAGAGCGUGAAUUCUGGCGAGGGAGCGUCCUUAUCGUUACCCAAAAUUCCCAUUCUUCCUACGAUACGACGCCGACUUUACGCCUGUUUUGUCAGCCACAAACGUUGUUACCACCCCCGCCUCACCACGUCACUACUGAUGAGCUUCAACCUGAAUAUGUCGACCCGAUUGCUGGCUUGACUAAGCUCUCAAGGACCGGGAGGGCUUUGUAUGUUCGGCCCGUGGACCAUCUGGAAGAGGGAAAGGAUUUGUCGCAAAUCGAAAACGAUGAGGGCCUCUUCGAGAGUUCUCCCAGUCCACUGGAGCAUAACGGACCCCAAGGUCUAGUUCCAUUCUCGAACAACCGCAUCCUCGAUACGGACGGAGAAAGAUUCGGCCGAUAUCAGGAAGUCGCGGGGGCACGACUUUACGCAGAUCCAGACCGCGAUGUGACCUUCUGGCGAUUCAAUCUGGAGAUAGAACUGGCUGAUGAGCAACAACAUAUUGCUUACCGCAUCAAUCGUGGCCCGUCCGUGGGUUUCUGGGUGCCUGCUCGAGGUCAGACCAUGCACAUAAUGUUCCAUUCUUGCAACGGGUUCAGCCUCUCCGUCAAUCCAGACAGCUUCAGCGGACCUGAUCCGUUGUGGAGGGACGUGCUCAACACCCAUCAAUCACGUCCAUUCCACGUUAUGAUAGGUGGCGGCGAUCAGAUAUACAAUGACCGCGUCAUGCUGGAGACCGAACACUUCGGUGAAUGGACCAGGAUGAGGAAUCCAGCUCAUAAACAUCACGCUCCGUUCACACACGAAAUGAAGGAAGAACUUGAAAGCUUCUAUCUGAACAGAUACGCCAUGUGGUUUUCUCAAGGUCUCUUCAGCAUGGCUGCUAGCCAGAUCCCGAUGGUGAAUAUUUGGGACGAUCAUGACAUUAUCGAUGGCUUCGGUUCCUAUCCAAACCAUUUCAUGGAGACGCCAGUGUUCUCUGGAAUAGGAAAUGUGGCAUAUAAAUACUACAUGCUCUUUCAGCACCAGAGCGUUCCCGAAGAGACCACCGCACACGAGCCUAGCUGGGUCUUGGGUCGGCAGCCAGGGCCGUAUAUCAAGCAACUUAGUAGGAGUGUAUUUAUGCACAUGGGAAAGCAUGUUGCAUUCCUGGGUGUUGAUUGCCGCACGGAAAGAAAGCGCAAUGAGGUUUUGAGUUUGAACACACUGGAUUUCAUUCUGGACAGGUGCCGCAAAGAACUCAUUGAAGGAGAGACGAAGCACCUUAUUGUAUUGUUGGGCGUCCCCCUUGCUUAUCCUCGCCUGGUUUGGUUGGAAAACGUUCUCACUAGUCGACUCAUGGAUCCUGUCAAAGCGCUGGGAAGGGCUGGGAUCUUGAAAGGCGGCUUUCUCAACAAGUUCGACGGUGGAGUUGAGAUCCUCGAUGACCUUGACGAUCACUGGACUUCGACUAACCACAAACAUGAGCGUAAUGACUUCGUCAGAGACCUACAAGACCUUGCGGCAGAGAAAUCAUGUCGCAUCACCGUUUUGAGCGGAGACGUUCACCUCGCUGCAAUCGGCCAGUUUCACUCCAACCCGAAGCUGAAGAUUCCCAAGGACAAAGAUCACCGGUACAUGCCAAAUGUGAUAUCUUCAGCGAUUGUGAAUACACCACCGUCGGACAUGAUGGCCGAUAUCUUGAACAGACGCAACAAGGUUCAUCACUUGGACCACUACACGGACGAAGACAUGAUCCCAAUGUUCACACACGACGUGAACGACAAGAAACGAAAUAAUAAACGAUUGUUGCCUCGUCGCAAUUGGUGCUCGAUCCGAGAGUACAUUCCCGGCUCAACCCCUCCGCCUUCAGCGUCAGAAAGUUCAGCAGUCUUCGAAGAUGAAGAUCUGGAGGACAAUCCAGAACCUCGCCCUCGACGAUUCUCCUUCAGCAAGACAGACGUCAACCCACGAACUCUGCUCCGUCGAUUAAGCUCCCGAAACGCGCCGCCCACUUCGUAUCGCGACAUGAUAUAUGACCAGGGUCGUUCAGCGUCUCACGAUGGAACAACACAAUCCGGAGGCCUGGCUCAAGACCGCAGCGUAAGCGGCUCUCGACAGGCCUCGAGUGAAUUCCAGGCUCUCCCGAAUAAGCGCGCUUCUUCGUUCGACCAUAUAUCUUCCGGGGCUCCCGUGCGGCCGAGCACCUUCAAACGCCGCCCUACCAAUUUCUCCGAAAAGGCCGCGAGGAAAGGGAACGUACCAGCCAUCGAUGCCGAAGGUAAUGAAAUAGAUGUCAAUGAUCAUGUUAACCUGGAGGGAGGGCUCGAUGUGGUCUUGAACGUCGAAAUCAACCAAAAAGACCCGUCCGGAAUUACUACGCCUUACAGGCUGCUUAUCCCGGCUCUUUGGUAUGACGGGAGCUCUGAUCGCGAGAAGCUUGGCGACACCAGUGGGGUUCAAAAAAGACCGACCCUUUUGAACAGAUUCGGCAUCGGUGGGAGAAAGCCUAAGGCCUCUGGGAAUCAAGACGAGGAUUGGGAUCAGGAAGAAAGUGAGGAGGAAUACGCCGAGGAUUCAUAUGCUCCAAAAUCAGGAGCAGCACCUCGGCGAAGAUUCAGCCUUUUCGGAAGCCGUCGACAAAAGAGAGAAGAUUACCACAGUGACGACGAAGACGAUGGUGAAGACCAGCCUCAAGCCCCCACCGCUGGAAUGGGACCCCCUCAGCAAUAUCGAGCAAUGAACGACGCUCCCGGUGGUUACCCGCCGCCACUUCCCAGAAACGCCGAUUACCAGUUAUCGCACAACAUGACGAGCCCACCUAACCACGACAUGCUGUACGACACGGAAAAUCGGCCACCACACCUGUCUUCCGUCCAAGCAAUGGGAAGGAGCCAACCUCGCGUAUCUCCGCCUUCAGCAAUGCCCAUGACAAACGCCAAUGGAGGCGGGGAUAUAUCUCAGCGUCGUCUCAGCAAACAAGAACGUGUCCUAGGUAUUUCGCCUUCUGAACCGCAACCAUAUGGACCACCGCAGCAAUUGAGGGGCAGCGGCAUCAUUGGGCGAGACUUCAGACAGCCGCUUGACCAGCCAGGCUACUAUGAAGCUCCUCAAACGAGGGGUUACUCUGGCAUCGAGGCGUACAAGGAGCCAAAGCCACGACGGACAUUUAGUCUCAAAAGAGCGCGAAAUUGGCUUGAUGGGAGAUCUCGAGAGCAAGAAUAUUAUUAA
Fonsecaea erecta is the source of this 5136-nucleotide messenger RNA. RefSeq lists its product as hypothetical. Bases 1 to 5136 code for a protein of 1711 amino acids. The record is from RefSeq and is a predicted model, not a curated record. The transcript has 2 exons. Gene Ontology annotation, cellular component: membrane. Lineage: Eukaryota; Fungi; Ascomycota; Eurotiomycetes; Chaetothyriales; Herpotrichiellaceae.